CUCUCUCAUUAAACCAAACAGACUGUAAAUCAUUUUCCCCGCCCGCACUUCGACCGAGCGCGAUUCAGGCCGCCAAGAUCUGAGAUCGACCUGCCGCCGCUCUUCUGCUUCCUUUACUGCAGGGUCGAGUCCUUCUCGUUCUCUGUGAGUUUCGCUUCACCUUACCGCGACUGGUUCACUCCACGGCCACCGUGUUUCUAAUAGACCGUCUCUGCACGACCUAGUCCGUGCACUUGCAGUCUUGCUCUCGCGGCGGAAGACCGAAGCUGCCAAGCUGAAAGAAUGAAAGGAUGAUGAUUCUGGCAUUUUUUGGGGUCUGAAUGCUUUUGUUUGUCAAAUUGAAGUGGAGUACUUCUAGGGUCAAAGAGAAAGCGUUGCCAACCCUUUACAGAGCUUUGCCAAGGGAAGAGAAAAGCCAUGAAUGCGCCAGAUCGUUACGAGCGAUUUGUCGUCCCUGAAGGCACCAAAAAGGUCUCUUACGAGCGGGACACCAAGAUCAUCAAUGCUGCAUCCUUCACUAUUGAGAGAGAGGACCAUACAAUAGGAAAUAUUCUUCGCAUGCAAUUGCAUAGAGACCCUAAUGUGUUGUUUGCCGGAUACAAGCUUCCUCAUCCUCUUCAAUACAAAAUCAUUGUCAGGAUCCAUACCACAAGUCAGUCUUCACCAAUGCAGGCAUAUAAUCAGGCUAUUAAUGAUCUUGACAGGGAACUAGAUCAGUUGAAGAAUGCCUUUGAGGCAGAGAUGCUAAAGUUUUCAAGGGAUUAUUGAUGGGCAUUUCACAUGCUCAUGAAAGUAUGAUAGCGUUGUGCAGAUGUAAGGAUUGUGGGUUCUUGUUUGUCUUCCCCCGGUGGGGAUGGGCAUCUAAUUGUGUAUUGCAUGGGACUAGUUAGGAAGAUUGUGUUUUAUUUUGAAACUUUUCAUGUCUGUGAAAUUAUAAUUUUAGUGUUUUGGAAUGUAUAAUAUAAAGGAUCACUGGACUCCUUAAAUAAUCCUAAACCACAUGAAUGACCAACUGGAGAGUUUUUGUCUCGACCUAUUUUGAAAUGAAGAGGGAUUCCAAUUA
Molecule: messenger RNA, 1063 nt
Organism: Prosopis cineraria
Lineage: Eukaryota; Viridiplantae; Streptophyta; Magnoliopsida; Fabales; Fabaceae
Product: DNA-directed RNA polymerases II, IV and V subunit 11
Exons: 6
Coding region: 418-768 (116 amino acids)
Biological process (GO): transcription by RNA polymerase II
Cellular component (GO): RNA polymerase II, core complex
Molecular function (GO): protein dimerization activity; DNA binding
Source: RefSeq, a predicted model, not a curated record